This is a messenger RNA of Helianthus annuus (common sunflower), 741 nucleotides long. RefSeq lists its product as uncharacterized. The coding region runs from base 1 to 741 and encodes 246 amino acids. Lineage: Eukaryota; Viridiplantae; Streptophyta; Magnoliopsida; Asterales; Asteraceae. The transcript has a single exon. The record is from RefSeq and is a predicted model, not a curated record.
AUGACUGGCAGGAAGUUCACCUACAUGUCAGACGAUGGUAACAAGUUAAGCAAGAUUGACCGCAUGCUUGUAAGUGAUAAUUUUAUGUCUAAGUGGCCGAAUGCGGGUUUAAAACCAUAUCCUCGGGUAUAUUCGGACCAUUGCCCACUUAUGUUGUGUACGGAGUCGGAAAAUUUCGGUCCAAUCCCAUUCAGGUUUUUUAAUAGGUGGCUCGAAGAUAGAAGGUUGGUGGAAAUUGUGACUUUGGUUAUGGGUGAAUCAUUAGAUAAACCUACAGCAGAUCUGGAUCUAUCUGAAAGACUCCGGAGGAUGAAAAUUAAAAUAAAGGAAUGGAGACAGGUGGAAAGGGAGACAGAGGAGAAGGUUUAUAGCGAGGCUCUAGAGAUGGUAAACAUAUUAGAAUUGAUAGCGGAAGAUAGAAACCUGUCCGAGGAAGAAAAGGAGCUGAGAAUGUUAAAUAAAAAAGUGUUGAACAAAUGGGGCGACGAUAAAGUAAAAGAUUUAGUACAGAAAUCAAAUGCUAAAUGGAUUAAGUUUGGGGACGAUAAUACUGCUUACUAUCAUGGGUUGUUAAAAUGUUACAACGCGGCAAAUCGGAUCAAGGGUUUAUACAUAGAUGGGGAGUGGUCGAAGGACCCCGUAUUAGUUAAAGGGGAGAUAUUUAAAUUCUUCAAAGAUAAGUUCAAGGAACCUUUGGGAAGUAGGCCAAAAAUCGACCCUAACAGCACCAUUCACCGAUGA